Coturnix japonica (Japanese quail) is the source of this 12302-nucleotide messenger RNA. It is a transcript of the gene KCNB1, whose product is annotated as potassium voltage-gated channel subfamily B member 1. Gene Ontology annotation, molecular function: protein binding; delayed rectifier potassium channel activity. Gene Ontology annotation, cellular component: dendrite membrane; postsynaptic membrane; voltage-gated potassium channel complex. The record is from RefSeq and is a predicted model, not a curated record. Gene Ontology annotation, biological process: protein homooligomerization; potassium ion transmembrane transport; action potential. NCBI's taxonomy places the organism in Eukaryota, Metazoa, Chordata, Aves, Galliformes, Phasianidae.
GGGAAAGAAAAUAGAGUGCUGAAAGGAUACUUUGAAUUCUGUAUUUUCUGGUUAGCAGAUGCUCUAUUACAGAGAUCCCUAAUCAGAAAUCUGUUACUAUUACUCCCAUCUCUAUCCGCAAAUACACAUAACAAUUCUAAGUGCAGGCUUUCCCUUUGAUGAGAGGUUGCUGGUGCGAGGGUGAUGCCCCAACUCGCUCCUUGCAUGAAGAUGCGCAGCUUCACAGAGCUCAGCUGCUCCUAGCUCAGCAAGCAGGGCCUAGAAAGCCAUAACAGCCCUGCUGGGCUUAUCAGCACUCUCUGCUUGUCGGUUUUUUUGUUUUUUUUUUUCCUGGCACCAAUCCCUGCUCCUGCUUUCACGGAUGAUACCACCGGGAGCUGGAGGAUGGUGGGAAUAGUCCUACUGCUAUGGAAGGAUGCUGCAACUCUCCUCUCGGUGCUAGGUCUGGUCCAGGCGCUUCACCCGCUGUUAAUCAGCCCCGGGUCGGCGGGGCCGGGUCAGGAAAGCGUUAACCUUCCUUGCAAUGCUGCAUCCCAGCUCACGGUGGAGCUGCCUUCCUCUCUUCCACCCCCAACUUCCAAUUCACUCCAAACAACUCCGGGACAGAAUUGCAGGGAAAAGCUGGAGGUUCAGACUAGACUUGUUGAUCUCCGUUUCGAGGCAGCAGAAGGAAGUACCGAAGCUUUCCUUUGUGUCUUCACCAAGAGAAGGGUGGGGGAAGGGGGCAGAUGCGGCUUCGGAGUUGACGGCAGGCAGGAGCGAGGAGCCGCAGCUGAGGGAAGGCCUUGGAAAGCUUCCUGCCGAGGGAUCCGAUUUACCUCGCUUCCCUUCCCCCCGCCCCCCGGACUCCGUGGCCAGACGGGAGCGCGGCCGCCAUCCCUCCGCCUCGAGGCUGCCCGCGGGGGGAUGCGAGCGGGGCCAUCCCGGCUGCCCGCCCCGACGCACGAUGUAGCCGCCCUCGGUCCCGCACAGCCCCGCGCCGCCUCGCUGGGAGCCCGCAGGAGGAGCUCUGGGGCAUGGAGGGGAAGGAGAGGUGAGGAGAGCCGGCCCCCCGCGCACCCUGCCCCACACCGCACCUUGGAGCAUCCAGCUUGAGGGGGACCAGCGAUGCCUCUGGGGAUGAAUAAACAUGGAUCUCGCUCUACUACCUCUUUGCCUCCGGACCCCACGGAGAUCGUCAGAAGCAAGGCCUGCUCCCGCAGGGUCAAGCUCAAUGUGGGGGGGCUGGCCCACGAGGUUCUCUGGCGGACCUUGGACAGGUUGCCACGGACCAGGCUGGGUAAGCUCAGAGACUGCAACACACAUGACUCCCUCAUGGAGAUCUGUGAUGACUACAACCUGGAGGAGAACGAGUACUUCUUUGACAGGCAUCCCGGGGCAUUCACCUCAAUCUUGAACUUCUACCGUACUGGCAAGCUGCACAUGAUGGAGGAGAUGUGCGCCUUGUCCUUCAGCCAAGAGCUGGACUACUGGGGGGUGGAUGAGAUCUACUUGGAGUCCUGCUGCCAGGCCCGCUACCAUCAAAAGAAGGAGCAGAUGAAUGAGGAGCUGAAAAGAGAAGCUGAGACAUUGAGGGAAAGGGAAGGGGAGGAAUUUGAUAACACUUGCUGCGCUGACAAAAGGAAAAAGCUCUGGGACCUCCUGGAGAAGCCCAACUCCUCCGUAGCGGCCAAGAUUUUGGCAAUCAUUUCCAUCAUGUUUAUUGUACUAUCUACAAUUGCCUUGUCCCUAAACACACUUCCAGAACUACAAGGCGUGGAUGAAUUUGGGCAGACCACAGAUAAUCCUCAGCUCGCCCAUGUGGAAGCAGUGUGCAUUGCAUGGUUUACAAUGGAAUACCUCUUACGGUUCCUAUCCUCGCCUAAGAAAUGGAAGUUUUUCAAAGGCCCACUGAAUGCUAUUGAUUUGCUAGCCAUCCUACCAUACUAUGUCACUAUCUUUCUCACAGAAUCCAAUAAAAGUGUACUUCAGUUCCAAAAUGUACGACGAGUGGUCCAAAUAUUUCGGAUCAUGAGGAUACUCCGGAUUCUAAAGCUUGCCCGGCACUCAACAGGUUUACAGUCCUUGGGGUUUACACUGAGGAGAAGUUACAAUGAGCUUGGCUUACUCAUCUUGUUUUUGGCCAUGGGCAUUAUGAUCUUUUCCAGCUUAGUGUUUUUUGCAGAAAAGGAUGAGGACGAUACAAAAUUCAAGAGCAUCCCAGCUUCUUUCUGGUGGGCAACAAUCACCAUGACAACAGUAGGCUAUGGAGAUAUCUACCCCAAAACACUUUUAGGUAAAAUAGUAGGAGGACUGUGCUGCAUUGCUGGAGUGCUGGUGAUUGCUCUUCCUAUCCCAAUUAUUGUCAAUAACUUCUCUGAGUUCUACAAAGAGCAGAAGAGGCAAGAGAAAGCCAUCAAGCGCAGAGAAGCUCUUGAAAGGGCCAAAAGGAAUGGUAGUAUCGUCUCCAUGAAUAUGAAGGAUGCAUUUGCCCGUAGUAUAGAACUUAUGGACAUUGUGGUUGAAAAGAAUGGAGAAAGCAUAGCCAAAAAGGAUAAAGUUCAGGACAAUCAUUUAUCUCCCAACAAAUGGAAAUGGACCAAGAGAACGCUCUCUGAAACUAGCUCUAGUAAAUCUUUUGAAACUAAAGAACAAGGGUCUCCAGAAAAAGCUAGGUCAUCUUCAAGCCCUCAACACCUGAAUGUCCAACAGCUAGAAGACAUGUAUAACAAAAUGGCAAAGACUCAGUCACAGCCAAACCUUAACACUAAAGAGACGAGUCAAUCUGGAAAGCAAAUGGAAGAGCUAGAAAUGGAGACCCUUCCUGGCCCUAUGGUGCCCUUGCUGACAACUCGCACCGAUGGGAUCAUUGACAUGAGGAGCAUGUCCAGUAUUGACAGCUUCAUAAGUUGUGCUGCAGAGUUCCCUGACUCUGGGAGGUUUUCUCACAGCCCACUCGCUACCCUUCCCUGCAAAGGUGGCAUUAAUGUGAUUCAGGAGCAGAGCAGAGCGGAAGGGAGCAGUGCCAGAUUUGCAGAUAUAAACACAAGCUCUGAAGGCAGCCACCGUUCUGCUUUUUUCAUAGAAAGUCCAAAAAGCUCCAUAAAGGCCAGUAACCCUUUAAAACUAAGAUCUCUGAAAGUCAACUUCAUGGAGGAGGAUGCCAGCACGUUAGUACCAGCAUCAAAUGUCCUGAGAAUAUAUCCAGACACUCUCAAGAGCAGGGGAGCCACUGCUGCCACCGGCACAGAUACUUCCUUACUCUCAGACAGAUCUCUCAUGAGCCCAGAAACCUCCAUCUACACAACCGCAAGUGCGAGAACACCUCCAAAGUCACCAGAGACACAGACAGCCAUAGCUUUCAACUUCCACGAUGCCGGUAUUCACAAAUACAUAGAUGCUGACACUGAUGAUGAAGGUCAGCUGCUUUAUGAUUCAAGUCCUCCUGGAAAUGUGAGUCCUAAGUACAAUAUUACAAACAUUGGUUAUCUAAAGCAAAAAGACAAUGUUUAUAGAACAGAGAAGAACCAUCUAGAAGCUGCUGCUUUACCCACCUCCCCUAAGCUAAUAGGGCAAAACUGCAUUUAUUCUAUGGAAGGCAUCACUGGAAGAACCCAGGGCAAUCAGGAGACUGUCAGACUAGAAAAUCAUAUUUCCCCAGAAGUCCAUGUAUUACCAGGCAGUGGAGGACAUGCUAACACACAUGAUCAAAGCAUCUGAGCAGGCUCCAAGAGAACUUACUAAAAGAUUAAAGGAAUGUCCUUACAGUCAACUCAAAACAAACAAACAACAAAAAACAAAAAAUAAGCAAACAACAACAAAAAAACCAUCAAAAAAACAAAAAACAAAAAAAAAGAGCUUCUGCAUGGCAUGAACUUGGCUGAAACAAGCCAUCCGUUUCUAAAAGUCUGAGGGGAGGUCCAGUGUGGGUUUGUGAAAAUGUCCUUCUCUGAAACAACUUUAUAGACAUUGCCCACAUCAGUCAAAAAUAAGGAUUGCAAAUCAUGAUCACACAUUGAUCUCCUUUCAUGUUGUCCAGUGAAGCCAAUGUGACCAAAUAUCCAUCCAUUCCCCUUGAACGCUAGAGCUCCUUUUGGAAAUAUUAACACCUGAUGUGCGUUAGUUCCAUAAAGGAUGCCAAGGCAGCCAGAUAUGAACUCUGGAAUAAUUUGCUGGGGUUGGUAUAAAGCUAUCUAAAACACAAUGCUCUCUGCUUCAGGGCAGCUGUUCCUCAUCUACAGCUUUCUCUGAUGGAUAUUAUGUCUAAAGGUAACAGGGAACACUUGCAUUAUUAGAAAAAUCCAAGUGAAAACCAUUUAAAACAAAUAGCGGUCUAGAGAAACCAGUUAUUAAAAUGCUCUGUGUGUGUUUAACAAUACUAUAUCCUGUAGGACCUGACGUUUUCUUUUUGAAACAUCAGCAGGGUGAGUUGCACCACUUGUAUCUAACUCCAAACACCCUUUAGGACGUAGUGAAACUCGCACUUACCCUCUGCUAAAAUCGAAAGCUGCCCUUGGGCCAGCACGUGGCCCUUGGGGCACGCACAGCCCAUGCUGGGAAGGUGAGAAGGAGCCAUGCAGAAGCAGGGAUCUCCGGCGGCAUCGCAGCCCUCUUCCCGCAGCUGGGGAGCAUGGGGCUGGAAGGGGAGCUCAGCUCCUCUCCAGGCUCCCAGCUGCACCAUGGCAGCUCCCGGCCCUACAGGGAUGGCCGAGCGCAGUAGCUGGCCCUGAGGUUUGGUCCAGGCCUGGCCGGCUCCUCGGUCCUACCCUUCCCACCCGCGCCCUGACUUCAGGCAUCUGCUGAAGUCUAACCCUUGGCGUAGGAGAGGAACCAGUUGGUCUGAAGCUUUUCGCGCCCACAUGGCGUGGUGAAAGAUAUGCAAGCGUUACAUAAAUAUGCAAAAAGAGGGAUUCUUUAGCUACCCGCCCCGGGCCUGGUUGUGCUCUCUCUCGUGAGGAGGUUGGGUGGGAGCAUCUCCUGCCAUGUUGGUGCAUCCAGCAGCGCAGGGAGACUGCCAGAGACAGCAGGACCAGGCCUGAUGUUUUAAUAGCAUCCACUCAUUUUUAAGUGAAAGAAGAAAAAAAAUAAAUAAAAAAAAUAAUUAAAAAAAAAAGAGAGAGAUUUGACCAUUUUAAGUGAACAGAACUAGCAGCCACCAGCCUAGGUUUUUAAAAUAUUAUUAUUUCAAUAAAGUUCUGUCAAAUUGUGUAGGAAAUAAUUUGUCUUUGGUUUUUAAUACGGGGGGGGGAAAAGCACUUUACGUUGACUUUCUGUUGUUGUUGUUGCAAUGCUGGAGUAGGAUAGCAGAGUGUAACAAUCAAGCACUUUAACCAAGCACUAUUUUAAUUUGUGCCUCCUGUCGUGACUGUGAUUUGUUACACGCCGGUAGCAAGUCACAACCUGUCCUGUGAUAACUGUGAUGGUAAUCUUUUAUGUUGUUAUCCGUUUCUACUGUAAAACUCAGCUGUAAAUAACUCUGUCAAUAAGCGUUUCCUGACCUAUUUCGGAGCACCUGCCGGGGCGUGUAGCUAUCUGUAUGCAACAGGUCUUGGGGCGUGCGGAGGCAUGGGACUCGGGAGCAGAGGCGCACGCUGGAGGAAGACCAUAACCAUGCGAGCCUGCUGCAUUUUGUCCCUUCCCCUUGUGAAAAAGCCGUUGGUUGGUCCUGAAUGUAACUGUCUGUCCGUCCGAGCUGUACAGUACUUCUGUCUGUAAUCCAUAGUAGUGAAUGCAGCAUGUACGGACAAAAGCAAUAAGCACAUAUCUGUUUUAGGAACUGUUAUGGGUUAUGAUGAUAGCUUUGCUAGGUCUCUCUGUGGCACAAACCCACACGCAUGCUGGAGCAGUGGUCCCACUGGGUUCCUGGAGGUGGGAUGCAGCCCAAGGCACUGCUCACUCAUCCUCCUUGCCUCCUGCAAGGCCAGGCCCUAGGGAAUACACAAGUGAGACCUGAGCCACCACCUCAUGAAUUCGCCCGCUGGCAGUGGAAGAGGCCUCGUGUCAUGCAGAGAAUUACGUGGGAGGUACUCAAACUCAAUGAGUUGCUCAAACUCAGUGCGAGCAAACUGUGCUCUCCAGAGUAUUUACACAGGGCCAAUUCCUGAGGUUCCUCAGCUUUUGCUCUGUCUUCACUCAGUCAAAACCACCAUUCCUCCAAAUGGGCUCUUUGCCAGGUGAAGGACUUUAGGAUUUGGCCAUAGUAAAUACAAGUGUACUUAAAGGAACUGAUGUAUUGCUAGUUAAGAUUGAAUCGUUACGAAGAAGUAAAGUGACUUUCCAGCAGAUAAGCUUUAAAUACUGAGUUAUUCUGUGGCUUUCAGAGGCCAUGGAGUGGCAAUGAGAAAUUUUAACGAGAACAGUCUUAACAUAACCUCUAUGUUUCAGUGAUCAUUCAUGUCUGCCAUCAGCACAAAUGUAAAAAGGAAAAAAAAAUAAUCAGGGACAAUUUUUUUGAUAAAGUAAGUAAUAGUGAUUUCCGAGCUAAAUAUUUUUAGAGCUGAUGCUUUCAUGUGGAAAAAAAGUCAUAUUUUACAUAUCACAAAAGUGAGCAUAUUUAAAUAUAGCCAUAUAGUGUAGUAUUUACCACACUUUCAUCCAAAUUGAUGUAUUUGGUUUAUAGAUGGCACUGACAAAAAUGUAUAGAUCAACGAUUCUAUCAUUUUUAACUGAUAAUCAACUGGUGCAACUCUCCUUGUAACCAAAGGCCCUCUGUUUGCCUUGUGUGUUCACUUACGACACAUAUCUUAUAUCAUCUAUUUAGUCCUACCUUUAAAGUAGCAUUUUAUUGAGUCACUUUUGAAAGCCAAAUUCAAAAGUAUCAUUCAAAAUCUACCUUUUAAGUCUGAAUAGCCAAAGUCCUAUAGAUUUCUUAUAGAAAGCAAAUAAUUUAAAAUUCAGCAUAUAAUAUGCUUGAAGAGCAUUUCUUUCUUAUUUGUGUAUGAAGAUGUAGCUCUCAUUUUGUGCCCAGUUAAAAAGGAAGUAUGUUUAAUUUAUUUUAAUGAAAUAAAGUCUGAUUAUGAAGUAUGUACCUAUAUAUGUGUGUGUGUGCAUAAUACACAUAUAUAUAAUGUAAGCACUGGGAAAUCUACUCUAACAUAAAGCUAUGAUAGACUAAAUCUGUACUCAUUACAAAAGGAAAGGCAGUGCUUUGAAAACAUAAUGCUCACUAAAUCCUAUAGAUACUAGAAAGACAAUUUCAUUUUAUAGUGUGUUUGGUACAUAUCCCCCAGAGCUCAUCGAAGUAAGAGCAAAUAUGCAAUAUCUCUUGCAUCAAGCUAAAGUGUGCAGUUUAAUCACUGAUAUUUGGCAUUCAGGUCUGUGAACUUACUGUGUAGCCUGUAUCAAGCAAGAUGACAGUUUCACCUGCUGCUGCAGAAGAUGUCAUAUCUGAAAGGACUAUGUACAUGUGAUGUCUGCUCUAGCUUGUAUCUUACGCCAUCAACACCAUUUUUAAUACAUAUAUAUAAAUAUAUAUAUAUAUAGAAUAUAUAUAUUUGCGGGAGGAAUGGGUGCAGUUUUCUUAACUAGGAAGCAAAGAUCCUUUGAGUUUUAGCCUUGAACAAAGGAAAACAGCAGUCACUUAUUGCAGUAGAUUUCUCAGUGCCUUUUCUUAGAAACUUCACCUAAGCACACUUAAGGAAAACUAACUAAAACAAAACAGUCUCCUGUGAAAUCCACAUUUUCUGAAAGGUUUGAGAGUCUAUAAAGGUAGGAAAAGAAGAAAAAAAUAAAUAAAGAGGAAAAGAAAACCCAUGGAACGCACAUUCCCUUUCUCAACAUGCCGAGUGUCACACGCCGGGGAAUUUGUCUGUGCAAGGCACGCAGGAAGGAGUCCAAGACGGUUGGUUUCUUUGGCAACUAUGGCUGUGAUAAACUGUAGCCUUUUCUUCCCUUGCAGCUAAUAAGAUACACAUUUCUAAGGAAAACAGUAUUCUCUUCUGUAAAGUUGUAAUGUAUUGUUAAUAUUUGUACCUAUUGUAUAUUUAUGUCUUGACAGAAUUAUGACUGGUACAGUUUAUAGUAAACAACAAGGGUAUUUAAAACUCAUUACAAAGACAACGUCUCUAAAGCCAAGUUCUCUCUCUGUUGGUAAGUUCCCCAUAACACGAUCUCCCAUAGUUUUUAAUGCCUCAUUUCAAAGCAAGCAGUAGAAUUAUUGAGUAAAGCAGCAGAGCGAUGGGGACCGUGUGGCACUGAUGCCCUUUGUGCAGCUCAGUCAGGAGCAAGAUGGGGAGGUGGGCUUCCCAGCAGCUCCAAAUUGGCUCCAAAUUCUUCAGCAAAGCGCUUGUGUUUGGUCAAUCAUUUCUGCUUAUGGUAAUUGAACAGAACAAGUGUUACCUUAGAUUGCUUUAGGAUCAGCCACCUGGGGAGAAUAUGGCUUUAAAUAGUUCUUGAAUAAAGUACAGAUGUUUUAGUUACCUCUGUACCUUCUGUUUGCCAUUGUGUUGGCUUUAUAAGUAUCUGAUGUAUGGAAAAGUCAUGUGACUUUCAUGCAUUCCAGAGUAGUCUAUUUUUCUGUUCAGAUUAAAAAAAAAUAAAAUAAAAUUAUAUUUAUAUAUAAAAAUAUAAAUAUAUAUAUAUGUAUUUUUAGCAAAUUUAUAAUAGGGCAAUCAAGUCAGAUCUCUUCUUUUUGUAUUACAGAAUAAUAUAUUAUAUGCUUUCUUGUUCAUUUACAUAGCUGGUCCCCUAACUUUUUUGUUUCAUCAUUUUCCUUCAUUCUGAAAACACCCGCAGCAUCCCUCCUGGAAGUGCGUCUGCAAAAGGUCACUAAGUUUGUCUGAUGUUGUCAUGUUUUUGUAUUUUCCUGUUUGUGGUAUGUAAAAAUAGCCAGAGAUUGGCUAUGGAAACUAAGUUUUUCUUUCUGAGAAACAAAGAAGAGGCCAAACUAACCCUGGUUAUGGCAAUACUGGUGCGUAACAAUCAAUACCACUGGCUUCAGCGUUAGCCAUAGCCUGGGUUUCAGUGGAGUUUUUUCAGAUUUACAUCAAUUAAGAUAAGAUCAUGAAGACAGGAUAUGAAUCUGAUUGUCCUAAUUAUUAUGAUAGAAUUGGGAUAAGUAUCUCAUUUCUGUUUUAAUCAAAACUGAAAAGUCAGACUCUUAUUUCAAGGGCAGUGACCUAGCAAUGCCCAGGCAAAACUCUAUAGCUUCUAAAUCCAGGGGAAAUUUCCCUGGGUUAAAACAGAAGGAUCAAGAUUUAUUUCUCACUGGGUUUUUGGAAUUUCUUCUUUCAGUCCCAGGUAAAAUCAAGAAAUGGGGAAGAAAAAAAAGUAAGAUAGUAAAAAAAAAACCAAAUGUACACAUUCAGGAAGAGACUGGAUUUGGCUGAAGUAAAGAUCACCCCUGUACCUGCUUACCUAGUGAUCUUGCUUGCUCCUUCAUAGCUGUACCAUCACACAGACUCAAUAAGAAUGAGAUAAACAUGCACCCAGGACCUGUUGAAGUCUAGCAUGACAAAGAGAUUCAAAUUGUCUUUUAACUCCACAGAAAAGUUUUGGCUUGAAUCAGCCCAACAGUUUGUUCAGUGAUAAUUUUUUCCAUAGUUGGAAUUUUGGUCUCUUUUCCUGUCUUAACCCCAAAGCAAUCUCUUUUGUGUGACUUUCUUAUACGCUCACCACAAUACCCAGUAAAUCUGAAAUAAUGUAUGUGAUUACAUAUCAGCAAUACUUAUUUACACACAAAGUGAUUAAAACCAGGUGGGGUUUUUUGGUUGUUUGGUUGUUUUUGAAAACAACUAGUGCAAUAACCUAUUAUAUCUAUCAUAAAAGAUCCCAUAAAUCUCUUCAAAAUGCAGUUUCCAUAUCACUAAGUUCAUCUGAACAUAUUUAACAACACCACAGCAAGCUUUUAGUCUUGCCAGUCUGAAAUUUACUCCUGCCGGUAGCCCUCCCACUGAAACAGAAAUGACCCAGAUACCAACCAGCCCAUCAAGGAAGUAAUGUUUGUUUUUCAGCAUGCGUUUUGCACCCCAUGCUGAACAGAUCCAGGCUCUUGCACUGAAACUUUGUCUUGACCAGACAAAGGAAAAUUUAGGAAAUCUGAAUGUUUGCAUUCAGGAUGUGUAUCCCCUUUGUUGCUGGUGUUACCUAAGCUACAAAUAAGUGUCCUUUGACACCAACGGUAGGGUGCCACAAGUGUUCAUAUCUGUAAAUACUAUUCAGAAUUUUGCUUUGCUUGAUUCUGGCUUCAUCGCACAAGAAAUCUUCAUUUUAGAGGCUUAGAAGAGAAACCUUCAUUUUUCUUUUUAACCAGACAUACUACUAUUGAUAUUCUGUAGGACUAAACAAGGAUUAACUUUUGACAUUUUUAAAGGGGUCUUUUGAAGACUGCAGGGAUGCUACCUUCAAGAAGUAAUAAUCAGCUUGGACUCAGUGCAAAGACCCACCCAAACUAGAGCAUUGUGAGAUGCCAGAGAGCUGAAUUUUAAUGAAAUGCCAGACUAUUUGCUGCUACAAGUAAAGCCCAUUGAGGUCAAUGGAGCUGUUCUCAGUUUAGCCCCAGUAAAAAAUUAGACCCUUGUCAUUAAAAGCUAAUUGAAAACUACAGGCUCUGCAUGACCUCAGGGAUGGAGGUGUCUGUCCAUAGCACCUACAAGGAAACCAGUGAGGAGAGGGAAUGGGAAGAGACGGGUCAGUGAAAGCCUGGGAAAGAAAGAAAUCCUUCACACAAGAGGAAGACAAUCAUCUUUAUCAUUCCAGCCUUGACUGAGCAGCCUUCUGUGUAAGCUCACUUUUUGUGGGCUUGAUACCACAAGCAGUAUCAUGAACUCACAAAUGACUGGCCCUACAGCAGGACCACAUGGUUCAACCCUGGCAGCACCCUGUCCAGGGACUGGUUGUUGUUGGGAGGACACUACUGGCUUAUGGGCCAUCAGUUACCUUUGACAGUGUCAGUCUCCAGUCUUACUGGAAAUCUGCAGUUAAGGCCAUUUUAGGAUGCAACAGUUCUGGUCUAAACACCAUAUUUCACUUAGAAUCUCCUCUUCCUUCUGUUUUUCAACUACUCCUGAGUACCAUUAGUCACCCUUAGGCUCAUGCAACCGCUGGGAUUCGUUUGUAUCAAUUUUGUUGUGACAGACAGACGACAUAUCUAUUUUCUCCAAUUAUUUCUGGUUCUCUGGUGGUGGGUGCACAGAAUUGCUCUCACAUUGAAGCAUUCCCCACUGAUGUGUUUGGGUUGGGGGCAGCAUCUCUAUAUUACUUAGAACUCUGAAGCCAUGAUACUGCACUCAGAAAGGCCAGCCACAGCUACCAACCAAAUUUGCUUUCCAGCUAGAUUAGCAUUAAGAUAAUGCCCCCAAUAAAUGCAGAAAAUGCCUGCUUUCUAUCAGGCCAGUGAAGCAGUUCUUAAAUGGAGAGAAAACACUGACCUAGGCACUGCUGCACGUGCUGCUCAGUGACAACUCCAUGCCCAAUGUGGCAUGCCAGGCGGUCUGUGCUACAUGCCAGCUGCUUGGCAUCUCAUCAUGCCAGGGAACAGCCCCAGUUCUUCCUUCUGCCAAAGCAUGGGACAACUGCUUGAGCUGUGCUGUUUUGCCAGUCACUGACCCCAUGGCCACCCCAGUCAGUGCUCUCCAGGGAAACCUUGGUGGGCACCAGCAGUUGCUAAAAAUCAAGAAAGCCAUGGGGUUUCCCUUAAAAGAAAAAUGUGAUAUUCAACUGCAAAUACAAACUGGAAAAUGCAAGUUUCCUGUGACUCUCCCAGCACAUGUGUAUCAAGUUGCUUUUGUAGUUGGAAAUUGAAACCAACUGUGACCCAGCUUGGGAAAGAGCAGAAUAUGACAGCUUUCUCCAUGGCCUUGCACUUCAGUUAUGUUUUAACCUGGGCAAUGUGGGGAAGCAAUGGGGAAUCCAGCUCAGCUUGUAUAUAACAAAGGGCAGAGUGUCAUGCCUCUGCCUAUAGCCCAGCAAAUCCUGCACGUCUUGCACAAUCCCUUCAUUGGGCUACAUUGGGCUGACCCAAGGGGCAUGCAUCAGCAGAUGUUUUCUCCCCAUUUAAGCAACUUUUCCACACCCUGGCAUUUUGGGGUGAUAACAGCAACAUUAGCCAUAUAGUAGUGUACUUAGAGUCUUACAUUUUUUGUAACUUUGAUUUAGUCAUUCUUUGUUGAAGUUUAUUGACCUCUCCAAUUGUUUCCGUAAACAAAUUAUUUAAGAAAAAAAAAAAAAAUCAAUGUCUUUAUAUGCAUGUAGUAGUAUGAAACUGUGAUCAAUGUGUGACAUUCAGAACCUGUACUGUCUUGUAAAAUAUGUCCAAAUGUCUAAGGAUUUUAAAGCAAUGGUCCCUUACUACAGACUACAGAAAUAAAUAAAAAGGUAUGGAUAAA